Myxocyprinus asiaticus (Chinese sucker) is the source of this 2724-nucleotide messenger RNA. RefSeq names its product protein shisa-like-1a. The transcript is spliced from 6 exons. Lineage: Eukaryota; Metazoa; Chordata; Actinopteri; Cypriniformes; Catostomidae. Bases 313 to 966 code for a protein of 217 amino acids. The record is from RefSeq and is a predicted model, not a curated record.
ACUGUGUGUUUCCUCUCCUCCUCUUUACCUCUGUUCAUCAUCUCUCUCAGAUGACAGCCUGUGACUGUUCACUCACUGGAACAGCAGGAUGAGUGUGUACCUGCGUAUGUGUUGCAUACUCUACCAGCACUCAUUCAACAUGCAGUAACAUCAGGCAAACUGACUCAAGAAAUAAAGACAAACAGAAAGAGUCUUUUUCAGAGCUUGCAGAAUAAAUAUUGUGACCACCUGGCAGAGAGCAAUGAGUGUGUGUUGACGGAUAAAGCCUCCCCACUCUCUCUCCUCCCACUGUGUCUUCAUGAGGACUGAGAGAUGACCAUGCAUGGUCACUGGUCCUUCAACACCCUGGCCGUCAUUUUCAUCCUGCUUUCCACUGCAGCUCUCUCUGCACACUUCCGGGUGUGUGAGCCUUACUCUGACCACAAGGGGCGCUAUCACUUCGGUUUCCACUGCCCUCGACUCUCAGAUAACAAGACCUACAUAUUUUGCUGUCACCAUAACAAUACGGCCUUCAAGUACUGUUGCAACGAAACAGAGUUUCAGAUUGUGAUGCAGCUCAACCUCACAACCAAUUCAGACAGCUUUGCCCACAAUAACUACACUGCCCUCAUUGGUGUGUGGGUUUACGGCUUUUUCGUAAUGGUCCUUCUUGCUUUGGACUUCCUGUACUACUCAGCCAUGAACUAUGAACUGUGCCGGGUCUAUCUGGAGAAAUGGGGGUUGGGAGGACGAUGGCUCAAACAGGCCAGGACUCAAUGGCACAGUGAAGCUCAGGAAGGUGAACAGAACAUGGGAUCAGGCCUAAGUCCCCACCACCAUCCGAGGCACAGCUUGAGAGGGGAGUCACAAAGCCCGACACUCCUGACCUUCCAGACCUCUACAGCCUGUAUUUUCCAGGAUGCCUGUGGAGCUAGGGAAGACCUGUGUGUGAACCAAAGACAUUACAACUCUCAGCCUGAACAGUGAUAUUCAGCUUUGAUCACAUGGAUAUUCUUAGUGUGACAGAGGAAGCUGGGUAGGAAUUGAGGAACAGCCAGAAGAAAUUGAGAUUUCGUUUGGAUAUUUUUUUCCUGGCCCCAUCUGCAUUUGUGACACGAACUGUGGUUGCUACCUCCUGCGGCUAUGCUGGAUGGCAUUUUCUCCACAUGCUGAUGCUGAGACUGUGCAUCCACCAUUGACAGCUGGAAACAAGCUUCUCUGACCAAUCAGAGGAGGCGUAUUCUACUAGCUGAAUUUACUAUUCAUCAGCUGUCAAAGGAUUUUAAUGAGACUAUUGUGUUCUACGCCCACUACCUUGCCUUGUCAUUUUGGAAGUUAGGAUUUAGAUGCAGGGAAUAUGACUUUACCAAAAGAGAGAGAAAAGACUCAUGUGUACAUGUGUCUUGUUUGCACUGCUGUGAAGCCUUUGGUUGGUUUCUCUUGAAGUAGCGGAAAAUGAUUAUUUAUUGUGGUCACCACAGUUAACACCAUGAUUUUGAUCACAUUACAUGGGAAAGCUCAUCAAAGAAAAGGCAAAUUACUAGUCUGGCAUAAGUGAAAGUUAACCCAAUGAGAUUACAUAAAUACAUUUUAAACAGCAAUUCCUUUGAAUCACAUAAGAUGAUGUAAAUUGAUUAGAUUUGAUUUGGAAUUUGCACUUGAAACUACUGAAAUUUAAGUGUGUGGGGGAGAUUUUUUACAAAAAGCAAUAGAUAAUAAAGGAAAAGUAUUAAGACAAAUUUGGUCGAAAUAUGUAAGGUGUCCCGCUUUGUGCCUGACAAGCUGAUCAGCCUUACAGACUCAAAAAGUGUAUAGUGUUAAGGCCCGGGUCUACUUCGGUUGACCACGUUCCGUAUCGGAUCGCGCACGGUCGACCAUGUUGCUGUCCUGAGUAUACUCAUUUUACCCUGAGUGCAGACGGACAUGUUCGAAGCAUGUGUACUACAACUGCUUUGUGAUACUCUUUUAGUAGUGCCAACGGUGAGCACAGAUGAUGACCGCGUCCGUGGCUCAAGAACAUCUGGGCAAGGCGCGGUCAGGACACGUGGACUGACUUAUGACGAAAUUUACGUCACGCAUACUGUGCACAGAGCCAUCAACAACGCGGACAACCAAAGUAUACUCGGUCCUUUAGGGGUAGAUUUAUGGCCUUUUUAACCUGUCAGGCACAAAAUUGGGCACCUUUCACCAAUUUAUAUAAAUGUGUAACCUAAAGAACCAAAAAAUUAAAAACUUGACGAAGUGGCUUCACUUUAUGGAGUGUGGAUCUUUAGACACAUGCCUCACUUCUUUGUAGAAAUACAGCAAAAUAAGUUGAAAUGAGAUGAAAUCGACUAGUCAUUGGUAACCGUAGCCACUGCUAGACCGUAAAUAUUCACCUGCAAUAACGCAGCAUUGUGCUGAGUUGUGUUGUGUAUAGAGGAGUCAUUGUUGUGAUCAUGUUUAAUUAUUUAAGGUGAAUCAAAUAGUUUUUCCCUCAUGGAGGGAAGAGAGAUGCAUUAUGUUUUGAAGUAAUAAGUUAUACUGAUAUAAAUUGCCUUACAGUAAAUCUGUAGUACAUGCCUAGCACCUUGUUCUGUGAUAGUGGUUGGUACUUCAGUUGAAGUGUAAUUUGGCUGUCCACCUGUUAAACUUCUCUCUGAAUUUACUAUGGUUUUUAAAGGUGUGCAGCUGAGUUGUAAUUGAAUUUGUUAAUUUUUUACUGUUACAAUCUGGGAGAAAUAAAGAUUUAUCUUUUGCAGUGUU